Rhododendron vialii is the source of this 1267-nucleotide messenger RNA. RefSeq names its product ethylene-response factor C3-like. The transcript has a single exon. Gene Ontology annotation, molecular function: DNA-binding transcription factor activity; DNA binding. Bases 263 to 895 code for a protein of 210 amino acids. The record is from RefSeq and is a predicted model, not a curated record. Gene Ontology annotation, biological process: regulation of DNA-templated transcription; ethylene-activated signaling pathway. NCBI's taxonomy places the organism in Eukaryota, Viridiplantae, Streptophyta, Magnoliopsida, Ericales, Ericaceae.
GUUUGGACGGCUCGAAUGUGCUGCAUGGAUACCUCGUCAGCCGUAACCUUAUUUGCACUAAAAAAAUUCUCGCGUUCCUGCUCUCACUAGUGCGUAUGUGCUGGAGGGUACAUUUUAGUUCCUCUGUUUCUCUUUAAAUUUCCUUACCCUCACUCACCACACUAUAUAAAGGGUUAGGUGCUGAAAAGCAUUACCAACCCAAGUGAAGAGAAACUGAAUUAGGAGAUCAGGAAUUUGAAUUCCAAGACACUUUAAUUCGCAUAUGGAAUCUUCUUCCUCGUGGGAUAAUUUUCUUCUUCUUCUCCACCACCAUAAUUCCCUUCCAUUCGACAUCGACGACUCCCAGCAGAUGCUACUCUUGGGAGUCCUAGCCGAAGGCACGUCGACAGGCUCAUUGGAAUCCAAUGGUACCUCUGUUUGCCAAGCUAGUAAAGAGGAAGAAGUCAGCUCCAUUCCCAAAGUACUAGAUACUACCAAGAAGGAACUGAUCAAGUCCUACAGAGGAGUCCGGAAGCGGCCGUGGGGGAAGUUCGCGGCGGAGAUACGGGAUACGACGAGAAAGGGAACCCGGGUCUGGCUCGGCACGUUUGAUUCGGCCGAGGCGGCCGCCAUGGCGUACGACCAAGCGGCGUUUUCCACCAGGGGGUCCACGGCGGUGCUCAAUUUUCCGGUGGAGAGGGUGGAGGAAUCGCUGAGGGAGAUGGACUGUGGGUGCGGGGAUGGGGGUUCCCCUGUUUUGGCAUUGAAGAAGAGGAACAUGUUGAGAAACAAGUCAUUUGGUGGUACACAGAGCAGAGCUAGAGAGAGAAAGGCGGAGAGUGUGGUGGAGUUGGAGGAUUUGGGAGUUGACUAUUUAGAGGAGCUACUGAGUUCAUCUUACAACUUCAGCGGUUAAAAAGCACCGCCACCUGAUACUCCGUAUCACUCCAUAACAACACAUUCACGCGGGAUUCAUGCUUUCAGCAUACGGCCCUCACAUGAAUAUGUGAUUCUGAAUGAUUCAGAGCAUCACGUGACGGUUUCCGUGGACAAUUACUCGUGUUUGACCCCUUCGUGUUUCUUUUAGUAAAAUGUUGUUUAUCUCCUCUUUUGGUUUUGGAUAGGGAUUUUAAAGUGUUCUAAAAAGGGCGCAUGGGUUUUUCCUUAAUUGGAAAAUUCAACCCUGUUGUUCACUUGUACAAAUUUGAUAAGUUUUCCAUCUUAUUAAAUUAUGUAUAUAUUCUCUAUGCCUUUGAUUAAUCAAUUUUUCCUUUUCUUUUUGGAAAAA